UGGCGUACCGAUCACACGAUAAAAUCCCCGACACACAUUUUUUGUCGAGUUAUCUCGACAUUUUCUGCAAAUAUCGUAAUCGAAAGAGACACUUUUCUCACGCCGAAGAAUAUCCUAUCGAAUUAAAACUCUCUAUAUCGAGUUAUAACAGUUAUAUCGUCUCAGUGUCUGAAAUCAAAGUUGGCUGGAAGAGACAGUCUCGAGAGACAGAUUGCCAUCAGUGAUUAAUGUCGACAACGUGAUUCAUCAAGAUCCCGAAGACAUUGAUCGGCCCUUAAUGGGUUUGUUCAUGAAAUGCGCCACGUUCAGGUGUAAUUCAGAUGUUCAUUGAUCCACGAAGGCUUGAAAGUGAUCGAGGUCCGGCGGAAAAGAUUAUCGGACGAGCGGUUGACAACCUCUGUUUGAUCUUUGUAAAGAGCAUUCGCCGGAUUUCCGAACAAUAGAAUGCGCAGCUGAUCGGGAUGACGAGGCACUCUCUGGUGAUUAUAUGCUGCUACUUGUAUACUCUGUUUGACAUGGCCGUCCUGCAUUUUCCAGAGCUGGACUUCGAUGAGUACGGUAAAAAGGAAUCUUCUUUGUCUCUGAGGGACAUCCUGCCGUUAAAUCCAAAGCAAUAUGACAAGCACAGAGCGCCGAAAUUCCUUGGACAGCCCACUGUCGUAUAUUUUCAUGUGACGGUGCUCAGCUUAGAUUCAAUAAAUGAGGAAUCGAUGACGUAUGUGGCCGACAUAUUUCUCGCGCAAAGCUGGAGGGACUCCAGGCUGCGGUUACCAGAGAACAUGUCUGAGGAUUACCGGAUACUCGACGUGGAUUGGCUGCACAACAUCUGGCGACCUGACUGCUUCUUCAAGAACGCGAAAAAGGUCACUUUCCAUGAGAUGUCCAUACCGAAUCACUAUCUCUGGCUGUAUCACGACAAGACGCUGCUUUACAUGUCCAAAUUGACAUUGGUACUUUCCUGCGCGAUGAAAUUCGAGUCCUAUCCGCAUGACACUCAAGUUUGUUCGAUGAUGAUCGAGAGCCUUUCGCAUACGACUCAAGAUCUGGUAUUCUUGUGGAACAUGACGGAUCCUCUCGUGGUCAAUCCGGAGAUCGAACUGCCGCAACUCGACAUAUCGAACAACUACACAACCGACUGCACGAUCGAAUACUCGACCGGAAAUUUCACGUGCAUACAGAUCGUCUUCAAUCUGCGCCGGAGGCUCGGCUAUCAUCUGUUCCACACGUACAUCCCGUCCGCUCUGAUCGUCGUCAUGUCUUGGAUCGCUUUCUGGAUCAAGCCGGAAGCGAUCCCGGCACGGGUCACUCUCGGCGUGACGUCACUGCUGACCCUCGCAACGCAAAACACGCAGUCUCAGCAAUCUCUGCCGCCGGUCUCAUACGUAAAGGCAAUUGACGUGUGGAUGUCCUCCUGCAGCGUGUUCGUCUUUCUGUCUCUCAUGGAAUUCGCAGUGGUGAACAACUACAUGGGGCCCGUCGCCACAAAAGCCAUGAAGGGUUAUUCAGAUGAAGAUCUUCGAGAGGCCAUCGACGAUUUCAAGACACCGAUGAGGCCGGAUGCCGAGAGAAACAGAAGUCCAGUGAGAUCACCAAUGGUUCAGUACGACCAGUGUUGCGAAGGACGUGCCACCGCCAUUUACAUCGACAAGGUUUCCAGAUUUUUCUUUCCUUUCUCCUUUUUCAUCCUUAACGUCGUAUAUUGGAGCACCUUCCUGUAAAGUAAGCCGGCAGAGCGUACUUCCGGCGAGAAACAAAUAAACUUUUUGUGGAUGAAAUGUACGGAGAAAAAUUUUUUCGCGAAAGACGCAACAAUAUAUUUGUUGAAACACGUGAGAAACACAAUUUCAACGGAAAUUACAUCCCUCCGCUUUAUAUAAGAUAUCACAUGUAAAUUACGGCACAAUAAGAAAAUUCAGUAAAAGCGAAAUUAAUUUCGUAUUAAUAUGUUUGCUAAAAAUAUAUUGUAAAUGUUAACGUACCAUAUAAAUAUAACAGAUAUCAAUAAAAUUUGUAAAGCAACGUAACUUAGUCACUAAUUUCAUGAAGUUAUAAAAAUCUACUGUGUGCAAUUUCAAAUUAUUAAAAAAACUAUAUAUGUUGGAAAACUAUAACAUUACUAUAAAAUUGUUACAUGUGUAUGGAAUUUUAAUUACCACUACGAUGAUACUAGUUUAUAUGAUAAUUAAGAAUUAAGUGAUUAAUAUACAAAGAAAUAUGUUAAAGAGAGAACAAUUAUACUCACCUCAUGUUCUUCAUUCUCUCAAGCUCAAACUCAGAAAAGAGAGAUUAUACUUUCUAAAAUACAAUUUAUAUUAUAAAUCUCAUAUUUCUAGCUCUGCGAAUAAAAAUACAUAAUAAAUACAUACUUAUUAACCAAAUGUUAUAACUUUAAUACAAUAAUAUUUAAAUAGUUUAAUAUUAAAAAAAAUUUUUUUUUGUAGAACUGAAGUAAAUAUCUCCGUAGUAACUUCAAACAAAAACAAAAUAAAAACUAACUAAAAAUAUUUUAUUAAAAGUGAGAAAAUGAAAAUAAGAGAUAAAAGUCUUAUAAAAAAUACAUGAGGAAAAUUGUAGAGAGAGAGAGAGAGAGAGAAGUAACAAAAAUACUAAAGUUAAUCGAUACUUGCUUGCAGUAUGCGAUAUAUUGCACAAUAUGCGUAAUAAUCUGGAUUAUUGCGGUAGUAUCAAAAUCAUAAUGAAUAUUGUUUAAUUGCUCCAUUCGCCAACUGAACUCUUCUAGAGCAAGUUAAUGGCGCGUGCUGACUGACACAUGACGGAGUAUUACUACUGCAGCAGAUCAUUACUAUUUUGUGCGCUAUAAUAAAUUGAGCAUUUAUGUCAGUAUUUCUUAACUUUUUUAAUCUAACGCUCCUCUACAAAUAAUUGUUUAACAAAAUCAAAAGAUAUUUAUGGUUUUAUAGAAUAAGCAUAAAAAUUAAAAUAGAAAAAGUAAAGUGUUUUAUGCAAAUCUCUUUUAAAUAAAGAAAUUCGUAUCUCAACAUAUGAGCCCCGGGAAAUGAUUUUUUUUUUUUACUCAAAAUACAUAUAUAAUACGCUUUAAGAGUGAAAUUUGUUGUUUAUCGUGAAAAA
Molecule: messenger RNA, 3090 nt
Organism: Pseudomyrmex gracilis
Lineage: Eukaryota; Metazoa; Arthropoda; Insecta; Hymenoptera; Formicidae
Gene: HisCl1
Product: glycine receptor subunit alpha-2
Exons: 9
Coding region: 462-1718 (418 amino acids)
Biological process (GO): signal transduction; chemical synaptic transmission; chloride transmembrane transport
Cellular component (GO): synapse; neuron projection; membrane
Molecular function (GO): neurotransmitter receptor activity; transmembrane signaling receptor activity; extracellular ligand-gated monoatomic ion channel activity
Source: RefSeq, a predicted model, not a curated record